Messenger RNA from Amoebophrya sp. A25, 4308 nucleotides. NCBI's taxonomy places the organism in Eukaryota, Dinophyceae, Syndiniales, Amoebophryaceae. The record is from the annotation of a GenBank genome assembly.
CGUAGGUAGGAGAGUAAUAGCAUGAGUCAGGACCAGAUGAAUCGUCAGAAGCAUAUCUAUCGUUCAGGACAUAUAAUAUAUUUACAUGUUAGGGAUCAAGAUUAACAGGCAGCUCGUAAAGGAUCAUGCUCAUACUGUCAUCGUUUCAAUGUAGUAUGCCGUGAAGUUCUUUGACGCUAUCGAAGUCGAUAGCUUUGCAUCGCGCUCGUCCGUCGCCCUGUCGAUGAUAAAAUGCCCGAAAAUGAAUGCAAGUCCUUGUCCUGCGUCUUCGUAGUUGUCGACAAAAAUAAGUCGCGCACGCUAAACAGAAGCCCUCGACUUCGUAGUGAAGUAGACUUACCUGGCACUGGAACGAGUCUAGUGUGGAACUGUCUUCAGUCGUCGACUGCUUCGUAGCGGAGAAGAAAAGCAGUGGUUCUGUUAUAUUCGAGAGAUUUCUUUCGGGAAAGCACGCAAACGAAGUUGCGGCUUCGGUGACAUGAUGGCAAGUGUCGGGAUAGUAUCUCGCCUAAUAUCGUUUGCCAGCACAACGGAGUGUGGAGAUUUCAUGUAUUCGGUAUCGUGACGCAAAUUCUUGGAAAACUCCUGAAAAGUUGCAUUGUGGAGAGAGGCUGAGAGUCAGAGUGAGACUGACGAAACAAGAAGAACAGUUUUUGGUCGCGCCACUGCAUCGGAUAUGUGAAAAUGUGAUAAAGCGCACACGAAAAAGGUAUGUUGUUACGAAAAUAGAAGUGCCCGUCUCUACUUGCGUCAUCGGAAAAGGCAGUAUCCUAAAAAGUGCUAUAUUGCUAUUUGCGGGGAGCCUGUCUCCAUCUUCGCCUUUUGUAUCAAAAAAUGUAGGAAAGAGGCAUCGAAAAUCACACGCAUGGCCGUGCACUAACAGACGUCCGUAGUAAGAUUUUCAAGUGACUAUCCCUUGCGUUAAUCUAUACUUGUAGUUAUAGAAGGUUAUAUCUUUUUAUCAUACAACGAAACGGAAAGCCGAGGCUUCUUAUAUGAAUUAUUCGUAAAAAAGCAAUCAUAUUAAACGCAAAUCCGUUUAGAACGAACGCGGCGCCACAUGGAAUAAAUACUGGUAACUCACUCUUCUUUUCAUCUACCAAGUAGGCUUAUUGAUUUUCAACUUCCUAAUGAACGAUCUGAUCAUCUUAGUCUCCUAAAAAGCAUGAGGAAUAGAUAUAACUAGAGCAUCAUAAACGAAUCAAUCUGAUUAUUUCUGUCUGUGUCCUAAGUCUAUGGACAUAAACAAACUAGAAGCACUUCUGGGGAAAUCAUAGUACAUUCUUUCAGUCACUACUUCCAAUGAUAGCUACCUUUCGACAGGGCUAUAGCACUCGUCCUCUGUUGAAGUGAAUACGUACAUCGAUCUAGCGCACCCUCCAUCUUCACGUGCCAUGGUAUCCUCGGCGCGCGGAGGCGUCCCGGCUGUGCCGCCGGGAUCCAUCGCACGGAAAUUAUGGGCCGCUAUACCGCUCAUGAUUGCAUCAUUGCUCUACAUCUCAACGUCUGCCGGGCUCCUCAGCUACAACAAGUUUCUCGUGAACCCAGACCGGUUUCCGUACGCAGUGGCCCUAGUCUUGAUGCACAUGGCGGUUAGCUUCCUCAUGUCGCUAGGUACUUGUGAUUACAUUUAACCCUUCACACCUUCUUCUUCAAGACGUGUCUGAAGUUUUCAAAAAAAUGCUACUUGGUAUUCGUGAAGGUCUGCGCGAUCGCUGUAGUGCCUCAGGUCGGGGUGCAUCAUCCAAAGUCUGAAAUACGUGCAACAGCAGUUAUUAUCUAUCUGUGCGGGCACAUUUCAGCGUAUUCAGUAGUACAUUUUGAUUUUUGAAAUUACAGCUCUGUAUUGCAUUAGGCCGAUGUGGUUUCCCGCGGUCCAGUAUAUGCGAGAACACCCGAAGUUAGCCUGGACCUAUGCAGCUAGCAUCAUGCCAAUAGCCCUUUGUUUUGCUGGAACGCUUGUCCUCUCCAACCUGGCGUACCUUUACUGCAGUUUACCGUUCCUGCAGAUGAUGAAGGAGGGCAAUCUGGUUCUGGUCUACCUGGGUUCGCUCCUCAUCGGCCUGGAGAAAAGUAUACUAUCUACGAUCGGGUACAAGGGAGUUUUAUGUCGGUCAUAGCCUCCAGACUUACCAUAAUGUAGAAGAUGUUGUGACGCGGUGGCUAUAUCAGAGUAGUUUAUAGCACGCAUGGUGCAUGGAGUGCAUGGAGCGCAGAGCUUUAAGGGGCGCAAGAAGCUCCCCCUUUAGCUCCAUGCUACUCCAUGUGAUCCAUGCACUCCAUGCCAUGCGAGCUGUGAAACCUUAUAAAUUGCUCUGCUAUAUGAUUAUCCUCGUUCUUAUCGCGACGCAUCAUCAUGAUAACUAUCGCCAUCAGCGUCACAACUAUUAUUUUCUGAGGAUUGGCAAACUAAAUUACAUGUCGUCUACGACAUUCAUCACAUUAUUCGCCUCAGGUGUCGAGGUGCGGGUAGUCGGAAUUCUCGCGUGGAUUAUCUUGGCAACAUCCUUGACAGUAUAUGGGGAGAUGAAUUUCGUUUUUUUUGGCUUCUGCAUUCAGUUAGGAUCUCAACUCUGCGAAACGGGGAAGAUAGUGCUGCAAAAUAAGGCCCUCUGCGAACCCGUGGAAGAGGAUGCUGGUACUAAGCAGGAUUUGCUGCUUUGUUUUUUGAUCUACGUACUUACGUCCUCUAGAAGAUAUUAAGAUACGCACUACGACUAUCUUUAACAAGCGUGAGCGAAUUGUUUGACAUUCCUAGCCCAGUUUCUACAAUGUUUACGUGCAGCACCGAACAAAAUUUGACUUCUCAAUUGUAUGUGAGAUUUGUAUUCAUAACGUAUGGAUUUACAUGCAGAAUGAAAUACUUCGCAGACCACGACGAGACCGCACCCCUAGCCGCAAGCGAAGAGAAGAAGAGCGGGCCUCCGAAAAAGGUAGAUCCACUGAGUUUUGUGCUCUUCAUUAGCCCAUGUUGCAUUCCUAUCCUGUUCACGAAGCUGUACUUCAUGGAGUGGGAGUUGGCCGUAGUGCAGCGAGCAGAGGUAUGGGCGCAACACUUAGCGCUUAACUGUCUUUGCGCGUUCGCCCUGAACGUAUGUAUAGCAGUCUUCAUGACGUAUGCCUCUGCGGUAUCCUUCCUAGUCUGCGGAGUGCUGAAAGUUAUGGGUCGUCAAUAGAAGAGUGUUUAUAAUACGCAUCACAAAACAGUUUUCGAGUGUUGGAACUGCUCGAAGCUAGCAUCUUCUGGAUAAGAAUCAUUGUGACUAGUAAGUUUUUCGGUAAGCAAAUGACUGACUCAUGAUUUUCAUGAGCAAAUGCAUCAAGAAUGUCUCGGGUUCAUCUUGAUAGGGGUACCAUCCAUGAAGUAGAUUUGUUUUUCUAAGGAACACAUUUUCGUGAUAUUGGUUGGCAUCCUAUUUUACCAAGAGGCGAUCUCUGGACUGCAAGCGGCAGCUUUUUCUAUGCAGUUGUUUUUUAUCGUCCUCUACACGUGCGUGCGAGGGUUUCCAGAACUCUUCCACGACGACGAGCUCGCGGGUUGGACACUAGUGAAGGUACCCAUAUCUUUCUCGCUGAGGUGGUGGACUUCAAAAAGUUCUAUUAGUGUAACAGGCCUGCGCCUGAAUGAAGAUGAUCAGAGGUACUGAACCUAUUAAGAGGUAACAGCUAAACGGCAACCUAAAGGCACAGCACACUGCUACGCUAAGAUACAUAUAAGGCAUUCGGUCACGUCCCUGUGUGGGAUUGUUGCUCUGUAAUUCAGGUUCUAAAUUCUGAAUGACAACCCACUGAUGCAUCUUUUUUAGGGCCUCUUUUUCGGCGGGUGGUGGUUGCCGUCAUCAACUGUAGAAGUCGAGAAGCGAUCACUCGCUGGCCGAGGCGAGUCUGACCUCCUGACCCCAUCGACGACCGCAAGUCAAUACUCCGAAAGCACGCCAAGCCUCUCCGAUCGAGAGGUGACAGUGUGAAGACUCAGAACUUGUUUCUAGUACAACGGGAAAAUGGUUCCUAUAGAGAGCGGAAAUGACGUAUUUGCCAACGUCUGUCGUAUAAUUCUCCGGGGAAUGAAAUGAGAUCCAAAGCAGGAACGAAUGAAAAUCGUUGUCAGACGCUGUUCUUGCUCGCAAGAUGCCACGAUUCUUGGAUCCUUCGGCGUGUGACAAGAUGAAAUGCAAAUUGUUGCGACUGAUGACAAUCUGAAUUGUCAUCAGGUGAUGCAACGCGAAUGGAAUUCAUCAAACAUGUUGGACGUAUGAUGCGCGACUCUGGCUGGAUGCUGAUAUUCAUUUGGUUCUCAGCGAUCACCGC